Molecule: messenger RNA, 1056 nt
Organism: Anisakis simplex (herring worm)
Lineage: Eukaryota; Metazoa; Nematoda; Chromadorea; Rhabditida; Anisakidae
Source: the annotation of a GenBank genome assembly
AUGAGUACUGAAGAAUUGAUAAGCACGACGGUACCAGCUAUAGUCGAAAAAAGUGUCAUUACGGGUCUCACAGCAUGUGCCGUGGCAUCAGUAUGUUUUGGGUCAAUGUUCGUUCCCGUAAAAAAAUUUGAUGCUGGUGACGGUCUUUACGUACAGUGGCUAAUGAGCAUCGCAAUUUUGAUAAUAUCUUUUGGUACAUGGCUGUGGGAGGGAUUGCCACCGUUCUAUCCUCUCGCAAUGAUUGGAGGUAAUGUGACCGCAAUACCAAUAAUCCGACGGUUAGGAAUGGCAAUGGGUAUGCUGAUUUGGAAUACUACUAAUUGUUUAGCUGGUUGGGCUGGUGGAAAUUUCGGUCUGUUCGGCAUGAAAGCACGUCCUGCUUCUAAUCCACUACUCAAUUACAUCGGUCUUGUGUUCGUCAUUGUUGGUGGCGUACUUUUCUCACAGGUAAAAGGUAAUGCCCCAGCUGAACAACCACCAAAAGAAGUAACACUGGAAAGUUUAACAAAGGAAGAGAAGGAUCAGCUGAGUUCAGACGAUCCACCAUCGGCGAAAGUUGUCAAUGACGAGAAACAAGCCGAACAAGAAAAACAUUCUGAUAGCAAAGAUCGUUUGAAUACUAGGUCAUCGACCUGCGUUUUUGAUGUAAAGAAAGGUCUUUGCAGUGGUUUAGCUCUUGCACUUGGAGCUGGCUUUUUGUACGGAACAACGUUUGCUCCAGUCAUUUAUAUUCAAGACAACGUGGAAGGUGCAGAUGGCCGGGGACUUCCGAAGAACAAUCCCAUAAUUAAUAACACAAUCACACUGCCAGCGCUGUGUGCAGGUACCAUUUGGAUCGUGGCACAAACGUCAUUCUUCAUUGCAAACGAGAACCUCAGCCAAACAGUUUCUUUCCCAAUUAUUACUAUGGUGCCAGGAUGCGUUGCAUCUGUUUGGAGCAUUCUUCUGUUCAAAGAGAUUCGCGGAGCUCGUAAUCUUCGUUUGCUUGGAAUCGCAAUCAUCAUCACUUUAUGUGGAGCAUUAAUGGUUGGACUCUCGAAAGAUCUCGUUUUCUAA